AUGGACCUCUCUCCAACGCUUGCCUCAUGGGUUGUCACCAACAUCCAGCCGAUGACAACUAUCCUCUUACUCUGCUCCACUAAAAAGGGCCACCCGCUCAGAUGGCUGAAUGUCUUCAUUCUUAUAGCCCUGACCGUCAUACAUGGAAAGUAUAUACACCUGCUAAGCAUGAGUACCCCAGAUGAUGUUAUGCAGCGAAUCAGCCCUCUCCCAGUGCUAUUACACACCAUGGUUCUAUUCAAGGGCAUCGACUACCAGGAUUUGCAAGCACAGCACAAACCUAAGGACCAAGGGUCACGGAUGGCGAACAUAUGGGCCGCUAUGCGGGUGACUAUGGACUGGUCCGCAGUUGGGACGCGCUGGCAAGUGCGCAAUGUGCCAAAGAUGCCCGCUUGGCUUGGCUCUAGUCCCACACUCAGUCGCUUUCUUAUGCGUCAGGUGGCAGUCGCAAGCUGGCAGUAUCUCAUGCUGGACUUCCUGCAGCGGAUUAUUCGCGAGAAUGAGAUCAUUUGGAAUGAGAUCAUUGCGGUCCUGCUUGAACCCACCAUUACGGCGAAACACUCAUGGCUUUUGGAGGCUGCUAUCAACAUCGUGACCUGGUUUCUUAUCGCUCGUUUAUCUUUGGACUUCAAAUGGCGCGCCACAUCCAUUGUCGCGGUUGGAUUGGGGAUCUCUGAGCCUGCGAACUGGCCCCCAAUGUUUGGGAGUAGUUUUGAGGCUUACACAAUCCGGAAUUUCUGGGGGAAAUACUGGCACCAACAGCUCCGUUGGCCGUUGUCAGCGACCAGUUCAAUCCUCACCCGCAACAUCCUCCACCUGCCUCGGCCAUCCAUACUUGAGCGGUACACGAGUACUUUCUUGUCAUUUUUGCUUUCUGGCUUGAUUCAUCUUGCAGCGCAAUAUAAAGGAUCAACUUUUGAAAAGCGGGGUGCUGUUGAAUUUUUUACCUCAUUUUCGCUGGGUAUAAUUAUUGAAGACGGGGCUCAAGCGCUCUGGUCACGAAUUACUGCGAGUGCUAGCGACGAAAAUAAUACCCCCAACGAUUCGAAUACUGCUCUCUGGAAAAAGAUAAUCGGAUAUCUCUGGGUGACUGGCUGGUUGGUGGGCUUAGGUGCAUAUUAUUCGUACGAUAUGGCCUACAUUGCGCUUAUCGAACCCAUGCCACUGGCGGUCAAUUUCACGGCAUUAUUGACCGUGCCAAUCACCGUCACUGUGCUAGUGGUAGGAUCGCUGGUUGGGGUCUUGGGCUUGGGGGCUGAGCCAUAA
Molecule: messenger RNA, 1266 nt
Organism: Penicillium odoratum
Lineage: Eukaryota; Fungi; Ascomycota; Eurotiomycetes; Eurotiales; Aspergillaceae
Product: wax synthase family protein
Exons: 2
Coding region: 1-1266 (421 amino acids)
Biological process (GO): lipid metabolic process
Source: RefSeq, a predicted model, not a curated record